AGCCGCUGCGUUAUAUGAACGACACCUUGUAUUGCGCCAGUAAUAACCGACUCUUGACUGCCUUGUUGCAAUACCAUUGACGGUCUUGUAAUUAUUGCAAUAUAAAAACAUCGGAUGGUGACCAAUGCAAGCUCGCUGAGGGCACUAGCCAGCCGCGCGUGUGUGUGACCAGAAGGAUUAAUAUUGAGUCAUCCGUGAUCAGAAGCGUGUGAUCGUGUCUAGUGUUAGCUAGUAAGUGCUAAAGUGUGUGAGUGCGUGUGUUGAGGGAUCAAGUAAGGAAGUGAUCGCGUGCAGGCGAGGGCUCCUGCAGUUGUGUGCAACAUCAUUGCUUGUGGCAGGGAUCACCACAACCACCGCGCGCACCACUCACAGACCUGCAGCGCCAGCACCACCGCCACCACCACCUGCAUGUAUUAGUGAUGGUGUGUCAAGGGUUGAGGGCUCCGGGCGGGGAGGGACAUGAGGUCAUCGGUGAGCGUUAUCCUCUCCAACCCUCCGCCCGACACCACCAUGAGUUACCCAGACUACGGCACCAGUCCCCACCACCAUCAGACCCUCCUGGUGCUUGUCAGACAAGUGGGGUCCCUAUUAAAGAGUCGUUCAUUCCACAAACUCUACGAUCGUAUUAGUCGUGUCGGUCACGUUAAGGUAAGUGAUUCUAACGGGUCCCAACGCCCCGUGUGGGUCUCCUAUCGACGAGAAUACCCUGUGGAGAACAAUGACUGGGGAGACUUCCAAACACACCGACGAGUUCUUGGCAUAAUAACAAUAGGUCAAGUGGGUAGUCAGAGCGACCUUAAUGACAUUUGUAAACAGCAUGAAAGUCUCAAAGUUAAAUACUCAUCUACGUUGUAUGACUCUCGAUGUAUUAUUUUGGGUCUCAACCCUGAUGGCACUAUGUAUGAAGCAGACUCCCGUGGGCCUUCUCGGGGAACCUCUCCAGAACCUAAUGGGGUCCUGGAAUCUGGUACCCACCCUGUGGCUAUUAAUGGACAUACCCACCCAGCACAUGUUAAGAAGAUUUCUGCAGGCAGUACUGAUAGAGACAGUGGUGUAUAUGAGACAGUUAACAGUGAGGAUAAGCCCACAGAUUCUGACAGCCACUCUGAUAGUCCACAGGGCCUCUCGGAAGGCUUAACGGAUAUGAAAAUUGAUUCAAAUCAUGUUAAUGGGUCAGACUCGGGAAGCGAAAGUACAAGUGAAGUUGGGUGUUGUGAUAAAAUAGAUUCUCCACGGGAUUUAACUGCAGAUUCUGCCCCCGAUUCGGUUCAUGAUUCGGCUCACGACACCAGCCAGUCCUCCAUCAGUACCUCGGCAUCCCAUUCAUCAAGGGUGUCCCUCCAGCCUCCUUCUAAUUUUAAAACCCGAGCUCUCUUCUAUCCAACUAGUGAUCAUGCUGUGAAUAUUGAAAGUCAGCUACAAGAGUUUGUUAGUUCUUUAUUUUGGGUACUUGAGUCAAAGCGCCUUGAUAAAAGUCAAGAAAAAUUGGAACGACCUCCACUUCUCUGUGCUCCUUUUGAACGCAAGGAUUUUAUUGGUUUGGACAUGGAUUCACGCACCAAUAAGAAGCGGUGUGUAGGCCGGUUAAGAAAACAGCUAGCUGACCUGACACUACAAGCAAGUUUACCUACAGAGGCUAUCAUGCAUUACGGUUUUGCUGCGGACACUCUCCGAAACUGUAAUGAUUGGCUUUGGCUUGCUGCUUGUUUUGAGGGCCUUUGUGCAGCUUCAGUUGUGAUGCUUUACCCCAACUUACGUCGCAGCUCUGGCCUUCAACGAUUCUCCAGCCUUGGAGUUGGGGGCAGUCAAGGGGGCUCGGGCGGCAUCGGCAGUAGAAGUCGCAAUGGCUCUGUAAACACAAAUUCCUUACCAACGGGACUUGAUCCCACUGUAGUAAAACAGACCAGUAAACAUUGCCUUUCUCCAGAUGAGAUUGUUGAUAAAUAUCGGGAAGCUAUUGUCCAUUAUAGUAAGUAUCGGAAUGCCGGGGUGGUGGAGACGGAGGCUAGUAUCAAAGCCGUACAUGUACUGAUUGAACAGAGACGUUACCUCAUGGCUGCAGAAUUUCUUUCAAAUGUGGUCUUCAUUAACCUCCAGCUCUCAGAUGAAGAGAAAUGUAUCAACUUGCAGAUUCUACGUUUCAAUGCUCUGGCAGAUCUCUAUCACCAAAUAGGAUUUCAUCGAAAAGCUUCAUUCUUUCGACGUGUUGCUGCAAUGAGGUGUGUGGCACCUCAGAAUCAACAACCAGACUGGGGUCAGUGUUAUCGACUCUUGCUACAGACACUGGAGGGAUACAAAGUUUGCCUUGAUCCUUUAGAAUUCAGAAAAGAUGGUAGCCAGGGUUGGCCUUCAUUACAAAUUCAAAUUCUGCAGGAGCUAGUGGGUACAUCACGAAGAAUGGGUCACAAUGCCCUCUGUACACGUCACCAAGCAUUCUUGGUUUGUGCAAUGAUGCCACACUUAAGUGACGUAGAGCGACAAGAAACGUCAAAUAUGUUAGAGAGUCUCGGUGCAAGAAGUGGGAGUGGCCCUGCACCUCUUGUGGUGCAGGAGACUGGUAUUAUCAUACCACCAGUCAAUUUCCUCAACAUACCUAUCUGCAGAAAACUACGUGCAACUGCUCCUGUAACGGGUAGAAGAGCAGAGAAAAAACUCUCCCUAACUGGCGAUGAAGAUUCGGGGCCAUUUAUCUUUUCCCCCUUUACCUCCCUUACUAGCAGUAAUGACCGUCGUGCUCAUGGCAAAAUGGACUUUGAGUGGGUGGAAGGAGAUGUGUGUGAGAUCUGCUUGGACCUGGAGAAUCCAAUGCCCUUUGAACUGAAGGUUACUAACAUGAUGCUGAUUACUGAAGGAGUUCAGUUUGAGUCUUGGGCUUCAACAAUUGUAUUAAAAGCAGAGAAAAAUAUUCAGACAGUGACCCUGCGAGGAAGACCACAGAGUCCUGGGGAAUUGAAAGUUACAGGUUACUCCUCUACAGUUAUGGGAGUUACCAGUAAUUGUCGCUUUAAGUUCAUGCCCCAUUUCAAGAUACCACAGUACACAAUUAUUAUUGUACCUGCACUACCAUUAAUACAGAUACUGAGCAGCAACAGUAGCCCAGGAAGCUUAGGUGCUGAGAGGCCACUUGGUGAAGAGUGUGGAAACUUACACUUGUCGUUGUCUGCUGGAGAAACACACGAGUGUUCUGUGAUGCUCCACAAUGUGUCCUCCCAGCCAGUGGAAGAACUUACUAUUACUCUCGAGUCAAAAAUGGACAAGGAACUGUUGAGCCAGGUUUUUCAGUAUAGUGAGGAAAACAUUCAUGCCCAACUUCCCAUCCCUCCGGGUGGUAAGGCCUCCUUGACGCUUUAUGUCUAUGCUGUGUCUGACUUCCUGUGCCCUGGUCGCCUGGAUGAAUCCCUGGAAACUACUAGCUUGAUAUCUGGCAGUGAACCACCAUCACUUAUAUCAGGUGGACCUUCCUCCCUACCUUCCAGACAGUCUGUGGCUACCUCAAGUACCCGUGGGGCACGCACACGCCGGACAGACUCAUCUGCAUCAUUAUUAUCGUCUCGCUCGGGAUCAAGUGCAAAAUCUGGCUCAUCAUCAUCAACCCAAGCUCCCUCGUCGAGUGUUAGAACUCGAGCUACACUCGAUACCCCUGGUUGUACAGGAAGAACCCUAGAUGCGACCUUGAUGGUAAAAUAUUCUGGUGGGUCAGGAAUGAGUGCCGAGUACUGCCGUAGUACUCAGUUGGUGAUUAAUGUUGAGGUGACGCCUUCACUGCUUGUGACUAGAUGGGAUGUUCUUCCUGCUGAAUUACCUCACCAGUGCUAUGUAGUGCUGGACCUCCUCAAUUGUGCCUCUAAUGAGAUGGACCUGCACUAUACACCGACCAAACAUAUUCUCAUAGAAGCUGGUGAUUCUUGUAGGGUUCCUGUUCCUGUUGACCGAUGUCCCCUUGCUACGCUCACACAGGAUGCCAGUGAGAGUGGCUGGGGUUGGUCAAGAGUCCUUGGUGGUCAUGUUGCCUCUCUGGUCGAGCUGCAGUGGACAUUAGGCCCCCAUGACACUCCUGGUCGAGCAUCCCUUGCUGGCAUCACCUUCCCGCCAUCCACUCACGACCUCAUUACCAUGGCUCCCAUACAUUGGGAUGUUCAAGUAGAUGGGCAAGACGUACUUGGCGGAACAGAAAACAGUGGAGUGGUUGGUCGCACACUAGAAUUAAGAGUUGGAAUAACCAAUACUAGCGGGGCUCCACUUCCCCCACUCAGCCUUCGCCUUACUGCCUUUCAGGACCAUCAAAAUGGUCACCUAAAUUAUCGUCUUGAAGCCAAGAUGACCACCACAGGUGCUGCAAAGUUGACAACACCUCAGUUAGCCGAGGGUGAAGAGUUCCGGCACUGUUGUGGGCUUGUGUUCUUCACGGCAGGAGUGUACAAAGUGGAAGUGACUUGCUCUCCGGCAGCAGCAGUUGCCCAAACAUCCUUUUAUGAGAACGUCACCCCAGCACACCAGCAUGCUUGGAAGUUUGCUCCUCCAUUAGAGAUAACAGUGACUGAUGUAUGAUUAUGGUGCUAUGUUUCAGAGAAACUUUGUUUAAUAAAUAUUUAUGAAGAAAUAUAUUGGCCAAAAUUUUGGAUUAAUUCCUUUUAAUCGAGAGUGAUUUAAAGAAAUGGGUCAUAAGUAUGGUGUUAAUUAAGAAAAGAGAAUUACCCGAGUUAAUAAUGAGUACAAUGCACAUUAACACGCAACAUCGCGAUCUAUGAUACACAAAAAUCAUUCACUUCUGUAUAUUAAGUGCUUGCAUUCUGACUUGAAAUGUGUGCUGCUAUUCAGAUGACCACAUACUUUUUGGAUGCUUCUGGCCUGAGAAACAGCCAAGAAACAUGUCCAAAAGAAUAGUUCAUCAUGUGAAAAUCUAAGGCAAUUUUAUUAUUAUUACCAAACAUAGAAAUUAGUUGUAAGUACAGUAUGCUCAAUGAAUUUCCCAUGGCACAAAGUAUGUUAUAAUUUUGCUUUCCCCUGAAAAUCUGUAAUAACUUGUUCAAAGCAAUUCUAAAGACUAUGCCUUCAUAACUUUUGUUCCACCCCCUCCCUCACCCCCCACAUUUUCCCAAUUUUCCUCAUUGAGCAAAAUAUUUAAUUUCAACCAGUCAAUGGUGUAUGAGUGUUUCUUAAUUUUGCUGAUUAUAUUCUGGAAUAAAAUACUGUAUGAUGAAAAUGAACACUCAAUUGCCUCAUUAAAAAUACAAACAUAUCUAGGUCGAGGAGCUGUGAUGGUCAUGCAGACACGAGGCAUUGGUGUAGCACCUAGGUGGCCACUAGGAAAACUAUGCCUCUUCCUCCUGGCCAUGCCUCCCUGCCCCUCACUCUCACAAACGUGUAGCAAUAUUUCACUCGGAUCAGUUGCUCUAAUACUUAUCGGUAACUAUUUGAACUACCCAUAACAAUGAGAAAGCGAUAUUUCAGGACAAGUUGUGUCCAGAAAGCAUGUGGUUGUCCGUAGGUACAAAACUUUGCAACUUAUCAUACAGGGUGCUAGACUUACUGCAGGUCAUAUGGUAAUGUUUAUCUAAUUUAAGCAUUCCUGUUGUACAAUAUCAGUAUUAUGACUGUGGUCUUCCUUUUGGAGCAUCACGUGCGUGGUAUUCUUAAUUUUUGUUUUCUUUACUGAAAUUAAUUUUGUGUUAAAUCUUCAAAAAUUGUGAAAUUGUGUAAUUUUCCACAUUAUAAAAUGAUAUUCAGAUUACUACUGGAAGUAAACAUGUAAUGUUAACACACCUCUGAUUGUUAUCGUGCUCUUAUUUAUUAUUCAGAAUGUGCCAACAAGUGCACUCUCAUUGAAAGCUAGACAGUUUAGCUCAUGUAGAGUAUGAGUGUAAUUGAAGUCAACGAGUAACUUUGUUCUCUCCACAUUUUCCCUCUAAACAUUUAGCUACCUAAUCAACCAGUAUAAUGGGGACUGAAAUAAUUUAUGAAGUGUGUGGCUAUGUGCAGUGUGUGAUGGUUAUUUAGGCUGUACAUAAAGUUUGUUAAGUGCUUACUUUAGAGAGAAUUAUCUUGACCGGAGUGUCAGGUGUGUACAGGGAUUGCUGUUGAAAAUAGUAAUUUUUAUACAAAGUAUAUAAACUGCAUUAUUACAACCAAAGUACCAUAGUGAUAUGUAUAUUAGACAUAUAAUAUACUGUAUAGCAGUGUUGAUGUAUCAUAACUUUACUGAUUUAAUAUGUACAACAGCACAACAUUUGUGCAUUUCGAACUUUGUGAUAUGUAAAAUAUUGUGUAUAUGAUAAUGUAAAAAACAAUUUCAUAAUCUUGAGUCUUUUAGUUGUUGCUUAUUUUCUCUUCUCUUCAUUGCAAUAAUUGAUAUGCAUCAGGCUAUACAAUUCUGAAGUUUUCCAAACUUGCUUAUUCAGAUGUCAUGUUUUCCUCUUAAUCAUUGAUGGACUGUUCUAAUUUGACCCUCUUUAGUCUUGUAAAUCACCCUUGAUGCUAUAAAACAUACCAGACACUUC
This is a messenger RNA of Procambarus clarkii (red swamp crayfish), 6497 nucleotides long. It is a transcript of the gene brun, whose product is annotated as trafficking protein particle complex subunit brun. NCBI's taxonomy places the organism in Eukaryota, Metazoa, Arthropoda, Malacostraca, Decapoda, Cambaridae. Gene Ontology annotation, cellular component: trans-Golgi network. The record is from RefSeq and is a predicted model, not a curated record.